Messenger RNA from Octopus sinensis (East Asian common octopus), 694 nucleotides. RefSeq names its product 60S ribosomal protein L21-like. Gene Ontology annotation, molecular function: structural constituent of ribosome. NCBI's taxonomy places the organism in Eukaryota, Metazoa, Mollusca, Cephalopoda, Octopoda, Octopodidae. The coding region runs from base 22 to 504 and encodes 160 amino acids. Gene Ontology annotation, cellular component: cytosolic large ribosomal subunit; ribosome. Gene Ontology annotation, biological process: translation. The record is from RefSeq and is a predicted model, not a curated record. The transcript has a single exon.
CAGGAACUCAAAUUUGUGAAAAUGACAAAUACAAAAGGUUAUCGUCGUGGUACUCGGCACAUGUUUGCCAGGAGAUUCCGCCGCCAUGGAGUCCUUCCACUGUCUACUUACAUGAAAGUCUACAAACGUGGUGAUUUGGUCGACGUUAAAGGCGACGGAGGUGUGCAAAAAGGUAUGCCGCAUAAAUCCUACCACGGUCGUACGGGUCGAGUCUUCAACGUAACACAACACGCUGUCGGUGUGAUCGUCAACAAACGAGUGAAGCAUCGCAUCAUCCCAAAGAGAAUCAACUUGAGGAUCGAACACGUGAACCCAUCCAAGUGUCAACAGGAUUUCCGUCAGAGAAUCGUCGAAUGCAGCAAACUGAAAGCUGAAGCAAAAGCUAAAGGAAUUCGCGUUUGUUUAAAGAGACAGCCUGCAGGUCCUGUGAAAAGGCAUUUUGUGUCAAUAGCCAAAAAUAAGCCCACAGUCUUGGAACCAAUCCCCUAUGAAUUCGUGGCAUAAAAUCUUACAGGGAACACUUCGAUAAAAGGAAGUAAGUUAAUAUAUAUGUACAUCAGAUAUUCCCAUCGUGUUAUCAAACUGUAUAUUUUAUACUGUUGUCUGUCAAGAUAAUGAUAAACGAACUAAAUAUCUAUAAUAUGACUAUAAUCUGCUUCCUUUUAUAUCACAAAUAAAUGUUUGAAGUGAACCA